Molecule: messenger RNA, 6560 nt
Organism: Gallus gallus (chicken)
Lineage: Eukaryota; Metazoa; Chordata; Aves; Galliformes; Phasianidae
Gene: ECHDC1
Product: ethylmalonyl-CoA decarboxylase 1
Exons: 7
Coding region: 1226-1921 (231 amino acids)
Biological process (GO): fatty acid beta-oxidation
Cellular component (GO): cytosol
Molecular function (GO): enoyl-CoA hydratase activity
Source: RefSeq, a predicted model, not a curated record
AACCUUUCCAAAGAACACAGUGGCAUUGGAAUACUUACCUUGAACAACUCCCGACUAAUGAAUGCCUUCACAGUGGAGAUGAUUCUGCUGCUGUGGUCUUUCUUAUUUCUUAUUUCAUUUUGCCUCUACUGCUUUGGAAACAUAAGGAAUGUUUUCAAGAAGUAGCAAGACUAAGGUGAAGGUCCUUUACAGAGUGUUCAUUCUUCGACCUGGUGCUAACAUGCUUCCUUUGUAAGGAGCUACAAGGAAAACAAGCAGGAAGAAAGAAUCUUCCACAUCAGGAUGGAUGCUAUCAGGUCAUUUUAAGACAAGAAAAGAACAGUAUGCGCAGACAUUGGGUCAAAAAACCCAAGAGUUGUAGAAGAAAGGGAAAGAUUACUUGAGAUAUUAAUCUGAGGCAUGCUUGCAUCUGAAAAAGACAGUCCUGUCCACUUACAUCUUUGUCUAAGGAGAGUGGUGCUCAGAGUAGUUUUUUGAAAUUAAUUUCAGUAAAUGUUUUGCCUUAAGAGUACAUGAGAGUCACAUGCGUUCAUAGAGAAAGAUCUUAUAGUUCACAUUCUGUAAAUUCAAUUGGUAUGGAGGAUAGGAAAUGGGGUAUGGUUUUAAACUAAAAGAGGGUGAUUUAGGUUUAACAUUAGGAAGAGGUUUUCUAAUGUGAGGGUGGUGAGGCUCUGGAACAGGUUGCCCAGAGAAGCUGUGGUGCCCCAUCCCUGGAGGUGUUCAAGGCCAGGCUGGAUGAGGUCCUGGGCAGCCUGAUCUGGUGGGUGGCAGCCCUGCCCAUGGCAGGGGGCUUUAAGGUCCCGUCCAACUGAAUGAUUCUAUGCUUCUGUGAUUCUAAGAUGCUGCUAUCUAGGACUAGCUCUAGAAACAUGAGUAUAGAAACUCAUGUCAGAAAGGAUUGUGGCCUGUAGAUGAAAACCCUUUUGGGUUCCAGACAGGAAAGCUGGUGAGGGAGUAAUAAUGUAAUUAGCUGUGUGAUAGAGAUUGGGAAAGUUGUCCUCGUUAGUUGGUCAGUCAGCAACAACUGAACAGGUUUUAAUCGUAUGUUAAUGUGUAGUAGAUUAAAAACAGAGAUCUGUAACUGGAAGUGAGAGCUUUUCUUGCUGAAGAAUUAAUUCUUUUGGAUGUCAAAUGUUAAUUCACACUUCACUAUUAUGCAGGAGAAGAUAAAAAGAAUGAGAGACAUGGAAUGUUGCAGUAAUGGAUCAAAUUCUAUAUAUCGUUGAUGAAGACUGUAGGUACUAUGAUGCUAGAACUCCAGGAGAGAGUAACUGAACUGGAAAACUGGAAGGAUGGCAAAGGCCUUAUCAUCUGUGGUGCAGGAAACACUUUUUGUUCAGGAUCUGAUUUGAAUGCUGUCAAAGCAAUAUCCAAUUCCCAGGAUGGGAUGAAUAUGUGCAUGUUUAUGCAAAAUACCUUAACCAGACUCAUGAGGUUGCCAUUGAUCAGCAUUGCACUAAUCCAAGGAAAAGCUCUUGGAGGAGGAGCGGAACUUACCACAGCAUGUGAUUUCAGGUUGAUGACGCCAGGCAGUGAGAUUCGAUUUGUCCAUAAGCACAUGGGCCUGGUGCCAGGCUGGGGAGGAGCCGCCAGGCUGGUGCGAAUCAUUGGCAGUAGAGCUGCCCUCCAGCUGCUGAGCAGGGCUCAUGGGGUGGACCCUGAGAGAGCACUGCAUCUCGGACUGUCAGAGGGGACCUUGUCUUCUUCAGAUGAAACCGGAUCGCUAGAAGAAGCUCGAGCCUGGCUGAGUCAGUACACAGAGGGUCCAGCUAGUGUGAUACAGGCUGUGAAAAAGGUGGUCACGGCUGGAAGAGAACUGCCACUGGAAGCUGCCCUAAGGACAGAGAAGGAUGUUUUUGGAACUGUGUGGGGUGGGCCUGCCAAUUUGGAGGCACUGACUAGAAGACAAAAGCAUAAAUAAUGGCCAAUACAUAAUAAAUAUUCUUGAUAUUUUACACACGAAGCUUUCACAAAAGCAGACAAUAGAUUGAAUCGUUUAAUGCCAGUUUAAAGGAGCAAGUUCUUAGCAUUCCUGUCGUUCACGUCUGGCAGACUUAUUUGGUGUGCAACCACAGAGUAAUCCCCAGAAGAUCCUUUACUGUUCUAAUCACCCACUGAAUGGAGAUUAGUGAAAUUCGUACGUAAAGGUAAAUACUGGGCUUAGAACAGAAUAUAAUUAUUUUGCAAUGAGGCUGAAGAUUAUUUUCUUUGGAAUAAUUUUUUUUUUUCUAACUGAUAUAGAAAUGAAUUGUGUGAGAGAUGAGAGGUUUCUUUAUUUACAGAACAGGUGUGCCCAAAGCUAUAAAAGCUGAAUUCCCCAACACGUGGCCCGUGCCUUAAAGCAACUUCGAAGCUUUGGUAACUGGUGAGAGUAUCGUUUUUUCAUCUUCAGUCAGUUCUUGGUAUCAUUGUUCAGAAAGUAUACAAGGAUGUGUUACUUUCUAGUGAUGUGAUUUUUACAGAAAUAGUUCUAACUCACUGAAGAGCUUGUAGCCCUUGUUUGCUGUUGUGGAUCCAGAUCUUUAAACGCAUUUAAGUGUCUACUCACAGCUUUGAAACCAGCCACCAACAUACGCAUCUGUGCAUUCCCACAGCCCGGGUCUGUGCUGCUGAGCACAUGCAAAGCUGCUGACCUCAUUUUUCACUUUGAAUCUUCUUGAAAUUUUAGAAGCCUGUGGUGUAUAAUGCUCCCAAAUAAGAUUUUUUUAAACUGGAUGCUCUCAGUACUUCAGCAUUCAUGGGAGACUUGUCUGGAAAGGCUUGUUUUCCUUUUACUAAUAGAGCAUAUUCGGGCUGUGGAAGACCAGAUCGCUUGGAACUCAAUAACCAUGUGUAUGGGAACUGUUGGGUCACGGCCUGAUCCACUGAUUGAGCACCUGGUGAAGGAACGUAGCCAGCCCUGGGAGCACAGGUGGAAGCAAUUCACCAGUGUAACCAGGAGGAGUGAACCCAGGGUCUGCCCCUCCCUAACCUCAUUUAAGGGCUGGCAGACAAAAGGGAAGCAUCUGUGCUUGAAGAUCAUCUCCUUUGGGAAUUUCUAGGGAGCCCUGAUCUUUGGAAAAGGGGUAAGCUAUUUCUUCUUUAUUACUGGAUUGUGACCGGUAGCUUUCUUGGGUGAUUCAAAACUGAUUAAAGGCAACUAUAUCAACUGUCACCUUUCUUACACCAUGCUAGCAACUGUGUGAAUUACUAGAUAACUCAGCAGGGAGAGUUUUCCCUUUAGAAAUCAGAAACUGAGACAGAAUCCCUGCUUUGGCUGAUGAUUAUUCACUUAGAAUGCAACAUCUGUGAGAGCAGAAACAUACAGGCAUAUCCAUAACUGAGGAUUUCCUGUACAGCUGAUUAGAAAGCCCUAGUCUCCCAAUUCAGCUAUGAUGAGGGCUGGACCUGGGAUCUAUGUACCCCGGGGGAGCAUGUUAAGGAGGAAACUCUGGACUAUUUGGCAUGGCUGUGCAUUCUUGCUCUCACUAAGCAUAACUAAGUACGUGGUCCAAAGUUCCUUAGGAAAUGAAGUGAUUCCUUGCAUGGAAGUCCAUAUUAUGAUUUUCACAGUGUGGCAGAAUUACCAAGCUUGACAUGGUGAGGAAACUGUAUGUAGGUUUGGGGAUCUCGGGACGGAUCAGUGAUGGGGAUCAGGCCUAGUUGGUCUGUUAAGAUUCUGUAGCUUUUGAGUAUAUGCCAUAUUCUGCUGAGUAUUUUAUUAUAUGGCUUUCACAGUGGGGAGUGUCCAUAGCCUGAAACAACCAAAAGAAAAGGAAUGCUGAAGAAAGGCGUGUGUUUUGAGCUGGCACCUUGCAAAAGAUAAGCAACUUUGCCCUGUUGAUCCCUCCUUUCUGCCUUUGCACGUUAUACUACUUUUGGAGGAAGAUUUCACGCCUUCCUAUCCUAAUGUUUCUAAAUUUUACUUCCAAGUUAGAGAAGAGAUGGGAACAGGAACGUACAGAGAGGGCAUUGUCUAUUAUGUGCUUUCUCUCCUCCCUUUUUUUUAUCUAGCAGCUCAUUGUUUGAUAGUCCUGUGCUGCUGCGUGUUUUCUUAUACUCUGAAGGGUUUCAACCCCAUGACUUAAGAAGUAAGGAUGUUGUAAUAUAGAAUAUUUGAUUCACUAGUAAUGAAGCUGAUGCGCUUUUCAUGAAGUUUCUCAAGUUUCCUGAGGGAUUCCAGACUGCCCAUAUCUUCGUACCUUCAAAGCAUUGUCCAGUCCAUAUUCACCCCCCCCCCCCCCCCCCAAGCCCUACUCAACUUUAUGAAGCGAUAGCACCUCACAUUAUCAGUCAAAAAAAUACGUGCUUUGCUGUUGCAAAUAUUGUGAUCUUUUUAUUUUUUUAAUGGCUGUGAACAUUACUUAGAACCUAAGAAAGACCACUUGUAUCUUUUUCUUUCUUAAUCCAGGUGUCAGGCUAUAAGGCCCAUUAGUAUAUUCUGUGAGCUUAAUGAUACAAAUUAGAAAGGUAGGAAACUGCAGCAGAAAUGCUGCAUCUGUUUUAUGCAUAUAGCUUGAACUAGACCUGUGCUGUCAGUAAGUGAAACUAGGUAUGUACGUACGUCCUGUAUGUGCAGGAGUUCUCUUUCCAGUUUGAUUUGUAGGCAUGGAGCUUCUCGUUUCAGCAAAUGCCUUUCUCCAGCAAUCCUCAGUGUUUGUUUCUAAGAACAGGACGAGUCAUUAACUGGUGCUAGGAACAGCCAAGAUGCUUUCAGAAAAGGUUACAGGAAACUCAUCUUGCUCUCUCAGUUGGAAUCACAAAUACACCAAACUCUACUGUAGGAGAUUCUCGUAAUUAUAGGUGUUAGCUUUGAUCACAGAUCUGGUGCACGGCCCAAUACUGUGUUAUUCUUCAUUUUAAAAAUAAGUACAGUCCUUAUUAUGAAAACCAGCCCAACUAAAUUGCUGUGGUUGCUAUCAUGGGGGCUCCAGACUGAGAUGAAAUGGAACCCCAUUUUAGUAAUUUCAAACCUAAGUGGUCAAUUUGAGAGCACUUGCUUGUCAUCCUGAAGUGCCAAAUACCUGCAGCCAGCAGCUAAUAGGCAGUUGUAUUUUCUUUAAGUUUAUUAAAGACUACAUGCUUCUUCUCCUUUAGAACUGAUCUAAAACUGAACAGGCACCAAAUGCACAAAGUGAAUUAGAGACCCAAUUCAGAAUUGGUCCUCCCCGGUCUCCUAAUUAAAAGGAGUACUAGCUUCUGUAUUUUCUAGGGGCUAGUUUGCCAACUCUCUCCUCAGCAAACAAGGUUUUGUAUUCCACUGUGAAAUGCCUGUCCUCUGUGUAUUGGGACGCUCUUGAGUAUUUAAAGUGUGUGGAUUCUUGUUGAAAGCUUGAAUACUGUCACACUGGGGAUCACUUCUAGCAAUAUUGAUACUUCCCCAUAUUUGCUGCUACCCAACCUUUGGCAGGAAUAUACUUACCAAAUGAAGAGCCUAGGUAAGCUAGGUGUUCUUGCUGAACACCUGCUUCGUUGAAGAAAAAUAUGUGCAGUGUAGCUGUAGCUUGGCUAAAAUAGAUACAGAACAAGUUUCCUACUGAAGGUAAUGGUUUAAAUAUAAGGUGGGAAUUACUGGUUGCUACUUCUUCCUAGCAUGAUCUGGGAGUUUGCCACUCUGAUGAUUAGCUGUUAAGCUCCCAUCGGCCUUACUUUAAUUUUAGUAAUUCACAGCUGCAGUCAACCCUGGGGAGCCAAAAGCAAUAUGAUGGGUGUUUGGCCUGAACAGAAGUCUGCUUCUGCUUUGGUCAAAAACUCUAGUGGAUAAUCACUGAUAAAAUUCAUUGUGUGUGUGUGUGUGUGUAUAUAUAUAUAUAUAUACACACACACACACACACACACAUAUAUAAAUAUAUACAUACGUAUAUCCUGAAACUCCUCAAAUUAAGUAUAUAGCAAGUCCUGAACUUUGCAUCUUGCUUUAACAGGGCAUGACUGUUGUAGUAGGCGAGUUAUUUCAUGCUAAGUGAAAUACUGGAAGCUUUCUUACUGAAUAUUUUACAGCACAAAUUUAGACUUUGAUUAGAGCUAGCGUAUGGUAAAACAAAACAAAAAGGUGAUGGCUAACAAAUGAAAGUAAAAAGCACUCCAAACUCUUUCCUUCCAAAGGUCACAUUACUGGCUUAGUUCUUGAUAGAACUAGAAGGUGAAAAUCUGUGACCAAGAUCACCCCUUCCUAGCUGAGAAAGCAAGAAAUACUCUUUCACCUGUCUCAGUCUCCUGUGCAGUUUCCUUUGUUCACUGACCCACUGUCUCACCUGUGGGCAGAGAAGUCAGGAAUGGAUACAGCUUCACCCAAGAAAAUGCAUGUCAGCCUUUGUUACUGUAAGAAAGUUUUAGAAACUUAAGUUUACCAUUCUUAAAAGCCAGCCCAUUUAGUUCUCUUCAAAUGAUCGUAUACCUACAGCACCUUUUUGUUUGAUAGUUGGGAAUACAUAAGAAUCAGCUUUCAGCCCUUUCUAUUCAGGAACACGUGCACCAAGAACUAGGUUAGUUUAAUUAGCUUUAUUUUAAAGGUUGAGCCCAAUGAGCAAAUGUUUCUCAUUUUUUUUUCAAUUGCUAUAAUAAAGACAAGUUGUACUUAA